GUGGCUUGCUGCAGUUUAUCUCUAGUGACAAAGGUUUCUUCAGCGCUGGAGGGGCAGUUGACUCUGUGCCUGAGAGCAUAAUACGGAGCAAUGUGGGUGUUGACUUUUGAUCACUUUCACUCUCAGGUUUAUGACAGGUGGGACAUCAAAGGGAAAUUGGUUGCUUAUGCCUCUAUCACAGUGGCCUGGAGUUACCCCAGCUCUAUGGCUACUUCAGCGAACAAUGGAUUUCCACCUUUCGACAACUCUCUGGUGGAGAACAGGGACCAGGAGCCUCCAACCAUUCAGGAGUUUUACUCUAAUGAUGCAACAGAGGAUUCCGCAGCCGUUGCCGCGAGUGUGCACCCUGACACGGAGCUGAUCGCCCAGGCG
This is a messenger RNA of Geodia barretti, 372 nucleotides long. NCBI's taxonomy places the organism in Eukaryota, Metazoa, Porifera, Demospongiae, Tetractinellida, Geodiidae. The record is from the annotation of a GenBank genome assembly.